AUGAGCAAUAUCAUCUUCCAAUCGAAGGUAUCGACCGAGAAAAGGAUCAAUAAUGAAAGCCCCAAGAAGAGGAAGAAGCCUCUUCGUUCCAGUCCACGUGCUGACAUUCUCGGCGGCGGUGGCCGUCGAUUACCCCAAGGGACCGGCCACAUGAUUGUUUCAAUUAUUGUUCUUGGGUCCUUCGAAACCAGCCUAACUAUUGAAGAACAAUCUCUAAAAGUUCAAAGAAGAGAUCUUUUGUUACACACUGUAUUCGGCGCUUUGUCUGUACCUGCUAUGGUUCCAUUUGCAUAUGCGGAGGAAGAGGGUUUCCAAAUUUACUCCGAUGAUGUGAACAAAUUCAAGAUAACGAUUCCUCAAGAUUGGCAAAUAGGAGGAGGAGAAGGCAACGACUUCAAGUCUGUUACUGCAUUCUACCCUUCAGAAGCUUCUAAUUCAAAUGUGAGUGUAGUGAUCACUGGGCUUGGUGCUGAUUUUACCAAGUUGGAAUCUUUUGGCAAGGUCGAUGGUUUUGCAGAGAACUUGGUUAGCGGAUUAGACAGAAGUUGGCAGAAACCCCCUGGUGUUUCAGCUAAACUCAUCGAUAGCAAAGCCACUAAAGGAAUGUAUUACAUAGAAUACAUACUUCAGAAUCCAGGGGAAAGUGCAAGACAUUUGAUUUCUGUUCUUGGAAUAGCGAAUAAUGAAGCUGAUGCUUGA
Lactuca virosa is the source of this 699-nucleotide messenger RNA. The record is from the annotation of a GenBank genome assembly. Lineage: Eukaryota; Viridiplantae; Streptophyta; Magnoliopsida; Asterales; Asteraceae.